ACACUUACCACACAACAUUGUGUAUUCUUGUUCCAAACUAAAAAUAAGAUUUCUUUCAUUGCUAAAAACUAUCCUAUUGAAGACAACGACUAUGUCAGUCACGCUGCACACUUCACAUGGCGACAUAAAGGUUGAAAUAUACUGCGAAAGUGUUCCCAAAACUGCAGAGAAUUUUCUUGCCCUUUGUGGCUCGGGCUACUACGAUAAAUCUCCAUUCCACCGCCUCAUCCCCAAGUUCAUGGCACAGACUGGGGCACCCGCAACACCAAAUCCCCCCGAAAACCCCAAAGGCGGACGCAGCAUAUGGGGAGGCGCAUUUGAAGACGAGAUCCGGCCAGCGCUACGACACAGCGCUCGAGGCAUGCUGUCGAUGGCCAAUAAGGGACCUGGGACGAACGGAUCGCAAUUCUUCAUCACGUUUGACAAGACGCCGCAUCUGGACGGACUCAACACUGUGUUUGGACGCGUCAUCGGAGACGAGGGUAAGGCGACAUUGGCCAAGAUGGAAGCUAUCGAGGUGGACCGAAAGAACAGACCCAAGGAGCCAGUUCGUAUCGAAAAUGUAACGAUCCACGCUAACCCGAUCGCUGGCUGAGAUAACGACAACGUCCUUCGUACUUGUCACACCAUGGCAUUACAACAUACCCCCUCAAACGAAGCACUGUACUACCGCUACGGUACACCACUGAAGGAAGACGAAAAUUGCAAACGAUUUAUCACAACAAAGUUCAUUUUGAAGACUAUUCUUUACGAUAUUCUUAAUCUACGCGCGCCAACCAAAACCCCUUGAAAUCUACCGGAAAAUCAAACUACCCCUUCGGAGAGAUAAGAAAGCUUCUACUCUCAAAGUAAGGUGUCAAGAACAACUAGUCUCAAGGCUUAUUGAGUUAUUCUCAACUUACCGAAACCGCUUCAUUGUUCAAGAUAAGGCUCCUAAGUUUCUUGCCUCUCAGAGCUUCUUUAGCUGGGAUCCGUAGACGCUCAUAAUCAUCUUCAAAGCGUCCCCAUUCCAACACUGCGGCUUUUUUCUUACUUUCGAUGCGGUAAGGGACCUCCUCGUCCUUCUGGGUGACAUAGAUCAUGUCGUUCCACCCGGUCAUCUCCAUCUGCCAAAUGAGCUUCAGGAGUUCCGCGUGGCUGCAAGCAUCAAUGUUUCGUGUAGAGCAGGUAACCAGGAAAGGGCCCCUGAAUUUCCGAGCAAGGAGAAAAGCUCGUUGGCUGGGGUGGUAGGCAGGAAGUUCACUGGGUUCACCGCUCUGCCCUACGGUGAUUAUGUCAUGCAGAAAUUUCCACCCUUUCGAACCAUCAUCAACAGUAUCUGGCUGUCGUUCGCGUUGAGCCUCGACGAAUGAUAGAAACAAGAGGGUAAAUUCGCCUUCAUAGUCCCGGUCAGGAUCUGGAGUCAACGUACCUUGGAGAAUCCUUUCGGUCUUGGCCCGUUCGGCAUCAACUGUGCCACUGUAUUUCGGGUCUCCAAGAAGAUCCAAUUUUUCCCUUGUAAAAAUUGAGGAGUCAUAUGGUGAUUCACUGUCCAUGGAUCCUGGCUCGCGCUCUGGAGUGGGAACAUCCUCUUGGCUGCAAGUAACGAAGGAACUGUUGGUGAUGGCCCGUUGACUCAUGGAUGCGUGGGUGUCUUGACGCCUUCGGUCUGCUCUAGUAUCAAGCGUCUUUGGCUUGAACGCAUCUCGCCAUUUUCUCACAUCCUUGAUAUCGAUGUGGAAUAUGCGGUGCCGUGCGUCACUAUUGUCAUUGAAGCAAACCUUGAAGCCAGGGGCAGAGGCCCGGUUGAAUUUAGGAAACAUGCCCACAAAGAACCGAUAGUUCACGGAUCCGUCAGGAGUUCUUGAAGGACACGAGAUCGCUAUGUUACGUUGCGUCUCUUGGGAACUUCUUUAUCGUCUGGACCAGCCUGACGACAUGAACUGGAUUGAAACUGAGACCUUACCGGGAAGUUUGAAGUCGCGUGUAAUGAGGGAAGAAUAACGCGAAGCUCAGGACACUUUAUAUUAUGUGCGGUGACUUCUGCUAGAAAAGGAUAAUUCUUGGGCCAUAUGAACAAUUGCGAAUAAUGAGUGUUAAUCUGAACGCAAGCCCAAUGUGCUUAUGUGGACAAUGGGUGACAACAGGAUCAUAGUUGAACCUACAAUGAACAAAGCUAUAAUACUGCGUGUUAUUUAUGA
This is a messenger RNA of Fusarium verticillioides 7600, 2180 nucleotides long. Its product is annotated as peptidyl-prolyl cis-trans isomerase-like 3. Gene Ontology annotation, cellular component: catalytic step 2 spliceosome. Bases 92 to 595 code for a protein of 167 amino acids. Gene Ontology annotation, biological process: protein peptidyl-prolyl isomerization; protein folding. The record is from RefSeq and is a predicted model, not a curated record. Gene Ontology annotation, molecular function: peptidyl-prolyl cis-trans isomerase activity. NCBI's taxonomy places the organism in Eukaryota, Fungi, Ascomycota, Sordariomycetes, Hypocreales, Nectriaceae. The transcript is spliced from 2 exons.